Entelurus aequoreus (snake pipefish) is the source of this 1168-nucleotide messenger RNA. It is a transcript of the gene ccdc86, whose product is annotated as coiled-coil domain containing 86. The record is from RefSeq and is a predicted model, not a curated record. Bases 88 to 1110 code for a protein of 340 amino acids. The transcript has 4 exons. Lineage: Eukaryota; Metazoa; Chordata; Actinopteri; Syngnathiformes; Syngnathidae. Gene Ontology annotation, cellular component: nucleolus.
GUUGUUUACAAUCCCCGCCACUACACGGAAGUACUUGACGUCUUCCCGGCCAAGCGGUGAGCACACACGUGUAGUGCGGUGGGAAACAUGUCGAAAAAACAAAGUUCUACUUCUUUAGCGACGGAAAAGCCGGACUCGCCGCCUAUCACCGGACGGACCCGCAGCGGCCGCGCUAUCCGUGCUCCACCAACACUUCAUGCCUCCGAAACUCCGGCGAAGAGUUCCAGCCGUAGGACUACCAGGAGGUCUGUCAUACCGGAGCAGAACGAGAAAGAACCGGAGGAUGAGGAGAAGCCCACGAUAGAAUGUGUAGAACCUACAUUAGUGGAGCCAAUGGAGGAGAAGCCCACACUAGUAUGUGUAGAACCUACGUUAGUGGAGCCAAUGGAGGAGAAGCCCACACUAGUAUGUGUAGAACCUACGUUAGUGAAGGAGAAGCCCACGACAGAAUGUGUAGAGCCUACGUUAGUGGAGGACAAGCCCACAAUAGAAUGUGUAGAACCUACAUUAGUGGAGCUGGUGGAAGAGAAGCCCAUGGAAGUCUGCGUGAAACCCACCCCAGCGGCGCCGUGCACAGAAGCCGCACCAGACGGCCAAGUGUCCAAGCCUUCACCGGCGGGGAGAGGGACAUCGAUCCCCACAUCUCAGCCCAAGAAGAAGCCUCGUCUGGGACCAAGCGAGAAGCCCAAAGCCGUCGUUAUUCCUCUGGGGAAGCCCAAAUCAGGACGAGUGUGGAAGAAUCGUAACAAACAGAGGUUCUCAGCGGUGGUCAGAGACUCGUCACUAUGCUCGUCCUGGGAGAAGAAGAUGGCGGCCAAGCGAGAGAAGCAGCUGGUGCAGCAAUAUUCUUUGCAGCUGAAAGAGCAGAAAGCCAAACAGAAGGAGGACAAGAGGAAACGCAGAGAGGACAACUUGAAACGACGCGAGGAGAACGAGCGCAAAGCGGAGAUUGUGCAAGUGAUACGGAACACGGCGAAGAUCAAGCGGAUGAAGAAGAAGCACCUGAGGAAGAUCGAGAAGCGAGACACGCUCGCUCUGAUUGAGAACAAAGACAAGCACAAGGUCAAAAGCAAACCGGCAAAGAAAAACAAGACGGAAAAGUCGACCUGAGGACUGACGUACACACACCCAAAAUUCAUUAUUAUUGAAAACUUUUUUUUUUUUUUUU